AUGCGAGGAACAGUGGCGUCUCAGUCAGCGGGGGCAGCCGCACUGCUUGCCGUGUUAAUAACGCCGGACGGAAGAAACCUGACGCGGAUAAACAAUGACACGGGCAUGGCGAAGGUGUUGGUGGGCGUGCGAGGUCACGACCAAGUAUGUUUGUUGGUUGUGGCCUCGCGGGAGAAGCUGGAGGCCCUGGAAACGCUGCUGAAACAGAAGGUGGCGCUCGGCGCACAAAUGCCGGCGAAGGCACCCCUUUGGUACCGUCCUAGUGAGUUUAAGUCGAAGUCUUCGGGGUCGAAGUUGAAGGCGGCGGAUGAGCAGGAGGUCGCGGGCCUGAUGGGAGACAUGGACGGAGCGGUGGCUAUCGAUUUGGCGGCUGCUGAGGGAGUGGAUUUGGAAGACUUGGAUUUGACGAAUUUUGCUGAUAAAAUUUUCGUGUCGUUGGAGGAGGGGGCGGCUGAGGGUUUUACGCAUGGUGUGUUGUUCAAGAAGCAUGUUGCAUGGGCCGAUUUACAAGAGAAGGAGUUCGGAAUAGGUUGGCGCCGUCUGUACAUAUGUGACCGGGUCUUUCAGGACGCCUUCGGGAAGUCGGAGUCGGAGAUAUCGUGUGCGUGGCACCCGGAGGUGUCGGCGGAGACACCGUUGGAAGUAUUUGAUGUUCAACGGGUAGAGCCUGAAGAACUGUUGUAUUUGUGGAAGCACACACGGAUGGCGUGGCAUUCAUUGAUAAACGAUCUGAUUGAACGCGAGCACCCGGGUGCGGUGAAGCGAAUGACCCGUUGUCGUUAUCGGGAAGGUUACGGAUCGUCGUUUAACGAUCGGUUGGAUGACUUCAUCGAGCGUCACCCGAGUGUUCGUAAGUGGGCUAAGGGUCUGACGGCCACAGCAGUCGCCGGGAGUGUGGCCACAUUGAUAGGCUGGUGGCGUUGGGGGGACGUACAGUCGUGGUUCUCCAGCGUGCCGUGGCCGUGGUCGGGGGAGACGGAGACGGAGACAACAAUCACCACACUGUCCGAGUUCCAGCGGCCCGAGCCGACUGUCGAAGGCCAUUGGUGGCAAAUGUUACGACAUACACCUGCGAAUGAUACAAAACUUUCGCUGUGGGACAUGCAGCAAAUGGCCGUGCCUUAUGAAAAUUGUACUGAACUCGGCUCUUUGGUGGUUGGUAGCAGGACCUCAAUGCUCGACCGGAUUCAGGACAGCUGCCAGGGACUUAACGGUUAUCUGGUCUGCCACUUCUCCGGCGACCCAUACUUGGCUCGGGAGAAUGCUGGCAGCCAUGUGUGCUAUCCCUUUGGCCUCCUAGGGUUCGAACGGGACAUUAAGAGAACCUUCCGUGGUGCGGGGCUCGUCCGUGGCUUGCGCGACUGUGAGACCUACUGUGGCACUGUUGGCGACGACGUCCAACUCACAGCUAAGGUGUUUCGGCGCAAACUCAUGAGUGCUCUUAGUGAUCCCCAAAAUCACGACGAUGAGCGAGAAACAGAGGCUCUCCGAGCCCUCAUUACUCAACCCUUUGAUCCUUUCAUCUCUGAUAAUACCUACCUGCCCACACUCGAAAGCAUCUCCCCAUUGCGCCAACCCAUCUGCAACUACGUCUUUGUCCACUGUGACAGCACCGACACAACCACUUUCUCCAGGCCACGCACUGUCACACAGAUAAUCGCACACAACUCUUCUGUCAGCGGAGCCAUUAGACGCAACCCAGAUUUUAACAAUGAUGGCCACGAAGUAAACCGGUGCAUCAACAUCUGCAUCAACAACCUCCAGCCGUCUAUUAACGAGGUGCACGGUCAAAUGGGGCCACACUAA
Messenger RNA from Gregarina niphandrodes, 1806 nucleotides. RefSeq lists its product as hypothetical. NCBI's taxonomy places the organism in Eukaryota, Apicomplexa, Conoidasida, Eugregarinorida, Gregarinidae. The transcript has a single exon. The record is from RefSeq and is a predicted model, not a curated record. Bases 1 to 1806 code for a protein of 601 amino acids.